Molecule: messenger RNA, 1265 nt
Organism: Procambarus clarkii (red swamp crayfish)
Lineage: Eukaryota; Metazoa; Arthropoda; Malacostraca; Decapoda; Cambaridae
Source: RefSeq, a predicted model, not a curated record
AUUGCUAAAAAAAAAAAAAAAGUCCAGAUAACACAACCAAUAUUUCAGAUUUGGAAAAUUCCACAGGAAGUGGGGGGAGGGGGGGGGGGUCAGAUGCUGAUAUUUCUAGAUAGUGUGACACUGGAGCCAACCUAAACUGGUCUAUGACCGUCCCAUACUCAACCUGCUUCAUGUGUGAAAGUCGGGCGAGGCCAGCCCCAAGCAUCUGGCCUUCAACCUUGGGCAGACACUCUCUCUUAUAAAGAAAUGGAACACGGGCCUUUUGUCACGCAUGGGCCCCUCGUCCUGCAUGGCCCCCUCGUCACGUAUGGGUCCCUUGUCCCGCAAUGCCUCUUGUCACACACGACCGUUCGUCAUGCAAGACCCCACUCAAUUGAAUGCGGGAGAAGGUUGUCCCUGCUGCCUCUGCUGCUGUCCCUGCUGCUGCAGGCUCCAGUGGGAAGCUGCGGACCUCCACCCACAGCACUCCAGUACUGCCCCCCACAGCCUAGCACCGUCAUCGUUACACAGACCGUCUCCCAGCACGUGACACAGACCAGUUUCCGCACUCUGGUUCACUACGAGUCUACGGUGAGUACAGAGUGGCUGACGGAGACGGUGACGCAGGCAGUGACGCAGGCAGUGACGCAGCAUCAGGGCGUCACCACCACCACUACCACCAUUACCUACCCGCACAGCGUGACGCUGCGGCCGCAGUGUCCCCCAAUCACAGGUUACGGCGGCCAGAGGAAGGAUGAUUACCAAGGGUAGUUACGUCAGCGUCGUGGUGACGUCACGGCUGUCAGCGACAUCAACGUAAUGACGUCAUGGGUCAUUAGGGUUGAUGAUGUCAAGAAUGGUUCUUGAGACUUGUUCCUUGGGAACCACCAACUUGUAAGGGAGAUAAGCACGAGAACGUAGCACUCAACACACACACACACACACACACACACACACACACACACACACACACACACCAGCACCCCUCAGUGUUUAAGGUAUAAAAUAUAGAGUUAUUUCAUACUAUUCUGUCUCGUCCUACACAGCUCAUGUAUUAAUUAUUCUUGUCAUAAUGUAUAAUCUAGCUUUCACCUGUAAAUAUAUAUAUACACUUUCCAUUGACGUAUACACUCCAUUUGCAUACUUUAUUCCAGAUGCUUAAAUAAUAGCUAAAGGAUAUUAAUUUAUAAUAAUAAUAAUAAUAAUGAUAAUUAUUAUUGGUAAACAAUGUUAUAAAGGAUUCGAGAAAAUGAUCCACUUAACAUUUUCUUUUGUAAUAUUUAAUG